Molecule: messenger RNA, 1042 nt
Organism: Owenia fusiformis
Lineage: Eukaryota; Metazoa; Annelida; Polychaeta; Sabellida; Oweniidae
Source: the annotation of a GenBank genome assembly
UAAUAUCUUCAAUAUUGGUCAAUCCUUAUAAGAAACUAUCACUAUUUAAUUGACAUCAAAUUGAAUCUGUACUUCCCAGUGUGAUUUUUAAUUGAAAUUAUGCUCUGAAGAGUUUGUUAAUGAUAAUCAAAUUCUCGGCACUUCCUGAUUUUCUGAAAAUGGCAACAGAAUUUGAAUGGCCAUGGCAAUACAAUUUUCCACCUUUCUUUACGUUACAGCCAAAUAUGAGCACGCAGGCAAAGCAGAUUGAAGGCUGGACCAAUCUGGUGUUGUCAUACUGCAGGCACAGUAAACUCUACACUCUAGAUGUCAAUGAGGCACAUUCAAGUCAACUCUUCCACAACAAGUCUAUAGAGAGAAAACUAUCAAUAGAGGCAAUAUAUAUAAUAUUAGAAGAACUAAGGAAAAAAGGCAAUCUAGAAUGGUCUGAUAAGGGUAGAAAACAAUGUCUUGUUAUGUGGAGGACUCCUGAAGAGUGGGGAAAACUUAUUUAUCUAUGGGCAAGUAACAAUGGGAUGACUAACUCAGUGUGUACUUUAUAUGAAUUAUCAAAUGGAGACGACACAGUUAAAGAAGAAUUUCAUGGACUAGAAACUUGGCUCUUGAAAAGAGCGCUACAGACUUUAGUUUCACAGCGAAAAGCUGAACUGAUUUCAUUUGACGGAAAUGAUGGAGUGAAGUUUUUCUAAAGGAGGGAGAAUGCAUGCAUGAUGGAAGAGCAAUGUUCACCCCUUAUAUAGCACCAUGUGAAAUGUAGAACUUGGAGCACUUUCAUUCAAUAUGUCAAUAUUGUGAUAAAACAGUGAUUAUGAAAGCACAAGCCAUCGUGACUAGACAAUGUCCUCAUCAGUUUUCUUACUGAGAAGUUUAUUUUGUGAUACAUAAACAGUUCUGCAUAACUGUUAACACUUCUAUAGUCCUACAUAUCCAUAAUAUAAAAUGUUAUUGGAUAAGAAAUAUAUACGACAAAAAAAUACUGUACUCCCAGUAUUUUUCGUGUAUGGAUUUAGUUUUGUGCUUUUUCGCGAUUGUGGUAAAAUCA